This is a messenger RNA of Myxocyprinus asiaticus (Chinese sucker), 2096 nucleotides long. RefSeq names its product lipopolysaccharide-induced tumor necrosis factor-alpha factor homolog. The record is from RefSeq and is a predicted model, not a curated record. Gene Ontology annotation, molecular function: zinc ion binding. Lineage: Eukaryota; Metazoa; Chordata; Actinopteri; Cypriniformes; Catostomidae. Bases 335 to 775 code for a protein of 146 amino acids. The transcript has 5 exons.
AAGUCUAUCAAAGUAUCACAUGGUAUUGCCAUCUAGAGAUUCUUUGUAGUCUAUUUACAUCACUGCUACAAAAUUGUACUCUAGAAAAUGUCACCUCAAUUUAAUGCUUUGGUGCUGUUGUCUGCAAAAGAAUGUCUCAGGGGGAGCAUGCCCUUUUUUCAGGUAUUAAGACAAAUUAGCAUGGGUGUGGUUCUAUGUAGCUAAGUCUUUGUGUCCAUAGUUUCAGCCCCACCUCUUCUCUCUGUAUUCUCAGUAUACACAGUGAGUUUGUAAGGAGCAGCAUCAGAGUGUCCACAGCUCUUCAGUGACUACUGAAACACACAGAUUGUUGGUAAUGGAGAAAGGCCACAAUCCCCCUCCGUAUCCUGGUCCACAGGUGGACCAACCCAACAUGUCAUACCCCGGACAACCAAUUGCAUACCAACCUCAACCAGGUCCGGUGUACCCCCACUUACAAACGCAGGGGGUCGGUAUGACUUCGGCCACUGGAGCCCCAGCAGGCCAACCUACGCAUGCCGUAGUAACACAGGUGGUGGUUAUGCCCCUCCAUUUGACUGAUGUCCCGGGGCAGAUGAAAUGCCCUCACUGUCAGCAACAGGUUGUCACGGAGACAAGAUACGUCAACGGUCUGCUCACUUGGGCCAUCUGUGGAGGUCUUGGCAUUUUGCUGAUCUGGCCGUGUUGUUUGAUUCCGUUCUGUGUGGAUGCCUGCAAGGAUGUAGAACAUUGCUGUCCAAACUGCAAAAGUAUCAUCUACCUGUACAAACGAAUGUAACUUGUGCUGAAGUGAAGAAGAUCUGGACUAAUCUUCAGAAAAAAAAUUAUUUUGGAGAGUUUAAGAGAGCUCUCUUGAACACAAACCAAAAUUGCCCUAGUGCCUUAAUUAUUCAGCCUUUACUGGACAUAAGUGGAUAUACUGUAUAUUUAUACUGUUUUAUUAUGUAAGGCUUAUAACAAACCUGUGACACUGUAAGAGCACCAUGGCUCUGAGGGAAGAUUUAUCUCUUAAUGUACUGAUCAUGCACAUGUUAAUGUAAUUAAAGGAAUAUUCAGGGUUAAAUACAAGUUAAGCUCAAUCAACAGCAUUUGUGGUAUACGUUUGUUUACCAGACAAUUUAAUUUAGAUUUGUCCCACUUUUCUUUAAAUAAAGUAAAAAUCAUACCACCCCAGGUAGGAUUUUUUUGGGGGCGCGUGGUAAGUUGUGUGUGGAUCGUGGAGAGUAGCAUGAGCCUCCACAUGCUGUGAGUCUCCACGGUGUCAUGCACAGCGAGUCACGUGAUAAGAUGCACGGACUGACGGUCUCAGAAGCGGAGGCAACUGAUACUUGUCCUCCGCCACCCGGAUUGAGGUGAGUAACCGCACCACCACGAGGACCUACUGAGUAGUGGGAAUUGGGCAUUCCAAAUUGGGGAGAAAAGAGGAUACAUUUAUUUUUAUUUUUUAAACUAAAGCAAAAAUCAAUGUAAGUGAAUGGGGACAAUUUUUUUAAGGUAGAAAUGUGAAGCUUAGAAUUUUAUAAAAGCAUUUACCAUACAUUAAUUCUUCUGUGAAAACUUCUGUGUAUUAUGUGAGCUGUAAAGUUGCUAAAAUCUUUAUUUUUUGCUGGAUUACAUGAUUAAGACGUUACAUCAUCAUGGCAACGAAGUUGUAAUAUUUGAUAUAACGUGACACAGAAAAGGUUAGUAUCGGUCUAGUAUUUGAUCACACUACAAUGUUAACAUGCAUAUUGUUUAUGUCUUAUGCAUGGCUAUACUUUUGAAACUGAGUAUUUAACAUAAACUGAUUGGCCCCAUUCACUUACAUUAUAAAUGCCUCACUGUAAUUCAGAUUUUUGCUUUAUUUUUUAACUCAUUUUUGUGGUAAUCAACAUUAUAAGUUAACUUGUAUUGAACCCAGUAUAUUCAAUUGUAAUUUACUCCUUGUUGCCAUUUUUGCACAACACAAUAUAUACUUUUGUUAGUGUGCACAUGUAUUUCUUCUGUGUUUAAUCGGGUAUUACUCUAGUCUAUCUAGGGGGUGGGGAAUGGAAAAGUAGCGGGUUCUGUUGUGUACACAUCAUUCCUGAGAAUUGUACGGCGUGGACACUGGCCUUACC